Paramormyrops kingsleyae is the source of this 2188-nucleotide messenger RNA. The record is from RefSeq and is a predicted model, not a curated record. NCBI's taxonomy places the organism in Eukaryota, Metazoa, Chordata, Actinopteri, Osteoglossiformes, Mormyridae.
AGAAGCUGCUCCAGGGCGUCGCAACCGAGCAAACGGGGAACACACCCCUCCAUCCCAAUGACCUCAACAUCGUAGGAGACGGUGCCCCACUCGACAGAGCUGAGCUCGUGACCUCUGACCCUCAGCCAGGGAAGAAGAAUCGAGGGAGGAAGUCGGGUGUGUUUUCAGUGGACGAGACCUUUCUGGGCAAUGGAAACGAGAUCCCGUCGCAGACCCUGAGGCCUGGCGUGGACUCCACAGCGCUCAGCACUGAGAUGGCGCUGGUCAGCAAUGCCCUGGCAGCCUACACCUACUUAGCAGAGCACCCUGAGCGCGCCGCCCUCUAUUUCGUGUGCGGUGUCUGCCUGGGUCUCGUCCUCACGCUACUCGCCCUGGUGGUUCAGAUCUCCUGCCGCACGGACUGUCGCCCCCGGGUGCCCCAGAGGCGAGCCCGAGGCCCCCCCAGCUCCAGCGACACCAGUGACAGUGACUCGGACUGGGACUCGGGCUCGGACCUGUCAGCACGGCGACACCGGCGCUUCGAGCGAACGCUGCACACCAACGUGUUCACGUCGGCCGAGGAGCUGGAGCGCGCGCAGCGGCUGGAGGAGCGGGAGCGCAUCAUCCGUGAGAUCUGGAUGAACGGGCAGCCCGACAUCCCCGGCACACGCAGCCUCAACCGCUACUACUAGCCUGGUGACGGUGCUGCCAACUGGGCCACGUUGGGCCACAUGCUUCUGGGCCUGCUCUCCCGGGAGGUGCGGAAGACUACCCCCCUCCUCGACCCUUGCACAGGAAGAAUAAGCUUUCGGGAAGCUUCACCUCUGAACUUCAAUUUGCCGGAGCUCGAGGCAUAGGCACAGAAUGGUGCCGAAGAUUGCGACUGUCUUUUCGUCCGCCGUCGUUUGAUCAGAAAGGGGCGCAACCGUGGCUGAGGGCCCCCACGCCUCAUACGACGGAAGGAUAAUUCACCAACGUCGGUCUGUGAAGGAACGGGUUCCAAGAGGCCCGCGGGGAACGUCCGGAGAACCGCUUGCCAAGCAGUGCUCCCAAUCCAGUAUUCAGGAGACAAAUCUGAGGACUUUUUUUCUUAAUUGUUGGGGAAAUUAAAAAUGAAGCAGCAACAUGAGGCUGCUACAGGGCAUCGGUCUUCAAAAUGGCCAUUAAUAGGACAGCAACCUAAAAAAGACUGUUGCCUUAGCUACCAACCAAAAACAUUAUAUAAAUUCAUCUCAGCCCUACCUGAAUAUAAGUUGGUAUUUAAUAGGUUUAUUUUUCACGUUCCGAAAUAUUUUUAUACAGCAGUAAAGCUUGGCCUGACACCUCAGGGAUGUGUAUGUCCAUUUGUUUUUCCUAAUAAGGGCAGUUGUUUCAGUGGUUGAGAUGUGUCAGAAUUUUAAAAAAUGAUGUUAAUAAUAUUAACUUUCUUAGUUUCUUUAAAACCUCAAAGAGGGAGCAGGGGUGGUGAUUUGUGGAGGAUGCACAGUGUGACGUUUGACCACAGCCGGUUGGGUACCUCUGUGCUAGAGGAGAAACGCUUGCUUUUGGGUGCACAAUAGUUCCUUUGUCAGGUGCGAGCGGCUGGUCACGUCAGCGGGGAGAAGGGAGGCCAUGCACUUGUUUCGAUUGGCACCGAAUCGCGAUCCUGACCUCCUCCAUUUUCCCCAGCAGAAAAAUGAAGACGUCUCAGAGGGCUUCAGGUGUCUGAUCAUGUAUAGGAUCCCUGUCAGCCACUCGUCAGGUUAUCUUCAAGUAAUAGAUGCUUGUUAUAUCGGACGGUGCAAUUUUUCCAUAAAGUUUGGGAUAUAUUCAUUCACCUGUAAAAUCUACAUGAACUUGAGCAACCUUUGUAAAGCUUGGGCUGGUCUGGUCUGAACCUCCUGGUCCUUUUUACUCCCAGUGGUGCGAUUUUUCAAAAUGUCUUUCCUCUGUGUCCCAAACACAAUCUCCAAAGUGGAAUUUUGAUGAUCUAAGCUGUUUACAACCUUUCUCAAGACAUUUUUUUUAAAAACGUUUAAAAUUAGCCAUGAAUUCUACAGCAGAUUUGUGACAAAGUAAAAUCCUGUAAGGCUACGCAAGAUGAACCGUAAUGCCACAUUUCAACAUGGUGACUGUAUUAACGGCAUUUUGUGUUUUUAAAUGAAAUGGGAUUUGAUAUAUGCAGAACGCUGACCAAUGAGACCAAAAAUAAAAUUGUUCACAAAUUAAA